Molecule: messenger RNA, 2210 nt
Organism: Hyposmocoma kahamanoa
Lineage: Eukaryota; Metazoa; Arthropoda; Insecta; Lepidoptera; Cosmopterigidae
Product: proton channel OtopLc-like
Exons: 14
Coding region: 79-2178 (699 amino acids)
Biological process (GO): proton transmembrane transport
Cellular component (GO): membrane
Molecular function (GO): proton channel activity
Source: RefSeq, a predicted model, not a curated record
ACGCCCCACUGCCGUGUCGAAGAUUACGGCAAUGAAAAAAUAUUCCAGGAAAAAAUCUAACAAACAUUUGAUAAACAGAUGAGUUCGAGCAAGCGAGCCACGGUGGUGACAUUGAGUGAAGCCAGUGACUUGCGCCCGUCUGUCACCAUCACAGAUAUGGACACUGUGCACGAGGAAAAUGACAGCGACAGCGAUGAAUCUUCGCACUCGGACAUUACACGUCUACGCGAACGUACGAACGCUAUGUUGAGUCCGAACACAGAACCCCUGAUGUCUCACUCACAUUCCCAACCUAACAGCCGUCGGAUGUCCAACGACUUGGAGGCAAAGCUCGCAGCGAAUCUUAACACAAGGCGCCCAUCAGCAAUAAUAGCAGCGUUCCGCAGGCCGUCGCAAGCACUGGCGCUGUGUGCCGCCACACAGAAACGAUUUCUUUCCGAGCUCGGGCCGAAUUCUCGCACAUCCGUGGCUUCCACAAUACAUGAACAUCUGCCAUCCACUGCUGAAAUAUUGGGACAAGAUGCUUUAAGCAAGGCCUUGUCGGCCCUAUACGCAAAACUCCUAGUAGUCCUUGGUCUAGCUUUUCCCGUAACAGAAGUCAUCGCCAAUGGUGUAACGGAUGGCUACUAUCAGGGUUUCUAUUUAUAUUUAUAUCUAGUAUCAGUAUUGUUUGUUAUAUUUCAAUACGCAAACAUAAUGCGACAAAAAGCUGUUAGCAUGAUUAUUCAUGAAUUUGCAGACACAGAUAGAGAAGAAAAGAAUGGGAAAUCUACCCCGGGCGACAAAACUAAAAAGAAUGAAAAGGACAAGAUAUCACGAUAUGGAAGUUUUUAUUUAAGACUUGGUGCUAUAGCGUUCGGUAUUGGUUCUAUGGUUUACAGUGGAUUAGAAUUUGGAGAAUAUUUCGAGUUGACUGAUCGCUGUCGUUCGGUGCUUACUGCUACAACCCCGGUAGUACGAAUGGCUCUCACGUUGCUUCAAAUGCAAUUUAUAUUCCUCACGAACAAAGACAUUGAAACUGGCAGUCACAAAAUGAUACAAAGGUUUGGUUUCAUGCACAUGAUAGCUACAAAUCUUUGCGAGUGGUUGUACGUCCUUGUGGAAGAAACGAAGCAUGAAAUACAUCAUUUGGAGCACUCAAUGAUAGCUAAUGUUAUUGUCAAGAAUAAUGAAACCGCGGAGGUACCAUGCCGUAGAGGAAACAUGAUGGGAGGAUUGUUACAAAAUGCAUCACCUUUCCUGUUUCCGUGCACUAUUGAAUAUUCCCUCAUAUGCGCCGUCAUAUUGUAUGAAAUGUGGAAAGAGAUUAAAUGCACCCCUGAAGACUUCGAGCGGAAAUUCCAUUAUUCUAAAACAACUAAUCAGUCUCGAAAUAAUUCAGUGACACCGGAAAAAAUACUUCAACAAUUCGCGGGAAUGUUGGGCGUGGGUUCCCCAUAUGGCAGCCGCGCGAAGUUACAUCACUUCUCCUUGGACUGCUCCCACGCACACCGCGGCCUUUUCGCGGGCAUUUUUCUGAUCGUACUCACUAUUAUCUCCCUCAUUAUGUUCUUCGUCCUCGUUCACCAUCCUGAAACUAUAACUAAUGCAAUCUUUCAAGUGAACAUAUGUGAGCUUAUCUUAUAUACUGUGACUAUUAUAGUCUCGUGCUGCGCACUGUACCAAAUGAGAUCAUUGCCCUAUAAAAGGAAAUCUAGAGCGAUCCUAGGUUUGGACACUUCACUACUGAUCCUUGCACAAUCAGGAAUGUUUGUGUACUGCAUGUUCAGUCUGAUCGGGAGCCAUCACACUAUAAGAAAUGCUAUGGGCACCGGCCUCACUGGAUUUUUCUCGGAAUUCCUGUCUUUCUGUCAAACGAUUCUCCAAUCUCUGUUUAUAAUCGACGCGUGGUGGCGCCGCUGCCAAACCUCAGAGCACCGGAGGAAUAAACCCGGCCGACAACUUGUCACGUUCUUACUCGUUGCCAACAUGGCUAUGUGGGCUAUCAAUACUUUGGAAAAGAAUCGUGCGGAGUUCAGACCGGCUCACCUAAACUUCUAUGGGCCGUGGGCAUGGACAAUAAUCACGCACGUUUCGAUGCCGCUGGCCAUCUUCUACCGGUUCCACUCCACCAUCUGCCUCUUUGAGAUCUGGAAGAACAGCUUCAAGAGCAAACCCAUCUAUUUGAACAUGGCGUAAAAUUGCAUUUGCUCUAAAGAUACGAUAAGUAC